ACAUAGGGAGGUACUAAACAAACCUGCCACCAAGUGGAAAGGAAAAGUAGGGUUGUUACUAUAAAUGGAACGAACAUAUUACAAAUGUAACAUAUUGGAAGCGUUGUUGUGGUAUGUGGAAACGUGUGCUGAAGGCUCGAAGUCCUCACGCAGGAGCCCAUAUUGGACCCUGUAUCGGCGUGUGAUCGGCAGUAAACCGUCGAGGGGGGGGACUGCCGCUUUGACGACUCGGCUCUUUACCACCGCCGCCAGUUGAGAGGGGAAUCAAACGUGCACCCCCGCCCCUUCUCUAUGUGGAAGUAGGAGAACGCCAAAGGCACGUUGCAGUGUUGCUCGGCGUCUACGCCCACUUCGAGGUGCUGCUGCUGCUGCUGCUGCUCAUUUUCCUUCUGGAAUAAGGCUCAUCGCACCAGGCAGGGAAGCGGCAGGGCAGCCAGGCAGGGGAGGGCGAGACCGGGACGAGGCGAGUGCCAUCAGCGACAUACAGCUCGUCAGACAAAUGAUGGUGCCUUGCUGAGGGAAAAAAACUAACAAAAAAAAACAUCCAGGCCGGGUUUCUUCGCUCUCUCGCUAUCUAAGCCUGCUGUUAAUUUUUGGGGGUGUCUUUUUUUUUUUUUUUUAAGGGAUUUUACCCACCAUUCAAGCUACUAGCAAGACUGGGAUUUGUAUCACUUGACUGAUUUAUCGGAGCUCCAACCUGCAGAGGAAAUCGGAGGUAGCUCUCGUCGCCGCCUGGUGCCUCGACGCUGCCGCAGAGCGACACCCCCACAACGGCUCGGAUCGUUAAAGCCCACCACUGCACCUGGACAACAUUGGAGCCGCCGUGUUGUCCGCAGCUAAAUAACGCAAACGUGCCACGGUGUGCUAUUUGCCUGUAUGAUGCCGACGCAUUUGCGUUUCCGGAGAAGGUCAUACCUUGGGCUUUUAUUCCUUUUCUCGCUUUCAACAUCGGCGCUCUAUUUCAUCUACUCCGCUCCUGGAAUCGUGAAUGAGUAUGUGUUCAUGGUCCAAGCCAGAGGGAUCCAGAUCAGAGAAAAUGUGAAAAACAUUGGAGCUCAGGUCCUGGAGCAGGUGGUGCGAGGUGCCUACAACAUCAAUGGCACAGAUUACUCCUAUGACUUCAACAUGAGCGAAAGUGAUGCUCCUCCCACUGCAUACCUUCCUGAGGACUUCACAUAUCUCCCCUCACAAGUUUGCCCUGAGAGGCUGCCCUCUAUGAAAGGUAGGUUGGAAGUGAAUAUGAGUGAAGUGUCGUUGGAGGAUGUGGAGAGAUCAUUGAUGGAGCAAGAGUCUACUAUUGCCUCAGGAGGCUACUGGGAGCCCAAAGACUGUUUACCCCGUUGGAAGGUGGCAAUCUUAAUCCCGUUCAGGAACCGACCCGAGCACUUGCCCAUCCUCUUGAGACAUCUGGUGCCAGUGCUACAGAAACAGAAGCUCCAGUUUGGCUUUUAUGUUAUUGAGCAGGCUGGCACGGAGCCAUUUAACAGAGCAAUGUUGUUCAACGUGGGCUACAAGGAGGCCAUGAAGGACCUGAAUUGGGACUGUCUUAUAUUCCAUGACGUUGACCACCUCAUGGAGAAUGACAGAAACUACUAUGGCUGCACGGACAUGCCCAGACACUUUGCGGUCAAGCUUGACAAGUAUUCCUACAUGCUUCCGUAUAAUGAGUUCUUUGGCGGUGUCAGUGGCAUGACGGUGGGACAGUUCAAAAAGAUUAAUGGAUUUCCUAAUGCAUUCUGGGGCUGGGGAGGAGAAGACGAUGACCUUUGGAGCAGGGUGCUGUAUGCCAAUUACACCGUAAGCAGACCACAUGGAGAGCAGGGGCGCUACAAGUCCAUUCAACACCACCAUCGCGGAGAGGUCCAGUUCCUGGGAAGGUAUAGUCUUCUCCGCCACUCAAAGGAGAGGCAAAGAGUGGAUGGUCUGAACAACUUAAACUACUCCCCCCUGGUGUCCAGGAGACCUCUCUACACCAACAUCACCGUCAGCUUGAGCAGAAACCUUGCACCUGUAGCCGACUACUGAUGUAGACACAGCUGGACUGAGAACCACCUGGGAAUCAAAAAGUUCUCUGGACGUCAGCCAUAUCUCACCAGUUGCGCACUGCUGAAACGCGUUUUAUUUGAUUCUUGCUGUAUUUCUUUUGUGGGUAUGCAAAAAAAAAAAAAAAAAAAUUUACGAAGACUCAAAAUGCUCCAAAAAUGUGUUGGAUAAAACAUAUAAGACGAUAGGGUUAAUGCUGCACUUGUUUGUGCCACAGUCCAUCACUCCACUCAUCUGGGCUUAUCUUGUCUUCAACGUCCACAUGCCUUUUUUCACCAUUUUGGCCUUCAGCAUCCAUUGAUUCACUAAUUGAUACGAAGAUAUCUCAUCCCUGCGAUAUCAUUUACAUAUGUUUCAUAAAACAGGCCGUGAAACUCACUUGCCACUUAUGUACGCACGCAGCAGUUCUGACUCGCGAGGUGAUGAUGAUGCCGUGGUCUCUUAUUUUUUAUUUUUUGCUUUUGCACAUCUUACACAAAUGCAGUAGUCCGGUAAAAAAAGAUUUUAAAAAAUUGCAUGUACCCACUCACAUGCACACACACCUUUUACUGCGUGGAAGCUUGCAGCUGGUUCUGCAAAAGGUAUGCCAAAAUUUACAAGUGACGAGAACGAGAGAAAAUUCUAUGAAGAUUGAGUGAGUGUUUUCAAUCAUCUAUAUAUGAGAUAGUUUAUGCUAAAUUUAGAAUAUAUUAAUAUCUUGCUCAUUUUUACAACUAUAUUUUACCCUGUGAACAUACCAUUCGAAGACUGUGAUAUUUGUGUUGUUGCUUUGGAUGUACCUGGCUGCCAGCGAGUGACUGUGUGUGGGAGAGCAUGGCUCCUCCUGAUAGCAAUAAGCUGUAAUAUCACACAGGUUCAUUUAGACUGCCUCAUGAUACAGAUGCAAUAGCACAGGUGCUACAAUAUCCUUGCAUUUGACAGAGCGGGAAAGACUGCAUAUGCAUACGUUGCAUUCCUGGCACCUUUUCCCUAAGUCAACAUGCCACCCAGUAAAGAACAAUGUCUUUUGGGAACCUGUCUGUAAGUGGGAUGGUGAGAGCUGAUGCAAAUAGAUAGUUGUUGUCAUGUAAUCAGAAUCAGCGUGACGGGAUUGACUUAAGACCUCAUUUUGUUUGCGGCGUGUAAUCACAGACCUGGGAAUGAGAAAUUGUUCUGUCACCUCCAUUAUCAUACGUGUGAACCGGAGGUAUCGGACUUGAUUGCUGUCACUGUCCAGAUGGUGUUUACAGAAGCUUUUGAUUUGUUAUUUGUUAGAUUGCGUAAUGUUAAUGCCUCCGUUAGCCGGCCCGCCUGCACUAUGUGGUUCUGUGAUUACUGUAUCUCUUAAUGUAUUGAUGGCUGCCUUUAUUAUUAUUUGUAAACUGAAACCUCUUCCGAUUACUUACAUUUUUACAUACACGCAUCUGAUGGAGCUUUGCUUUUACCUCUCAUUUGGGUCUUUGUUGUUUGUUGGUUGGCGUGCAGUCGGACAUUGUGCACUGACACUGCCUGACACUCUCAUGGUACAGUCGAAUAAUUGCCGUUUUUUUUUUUUUUUUCUUUUUUUUUAUAUCUGUGUGCUUUAAAUGGACCAUCCCACCCUGAACAUGAUGAGGAAAAUCGAGAAAACAAAUGUAGACAUUCCCCAAUGUCCUCAUCACGCAAAUAUUCCAUUUCACACAAAUCGCCUUGUAAGCAUUUCUUAAGAUAUAUCUUGUGUGUGUGUGUGUGUGCGUGUGCGUGCACGUGAGUGUGCGGAGGGGUGUGGCGUGGAUGAAUUACUGUUGUGUUCCCACUGAGGCUGGACCUCUUUUAUUUAUUUGAUCUUUUAAGAAUUAUUUUCAGUAAUUGUUGCUGAUUUUUGGUUUAUUUUUUCAAAUUGUUUGCAGUUUGUACGACAACAUAGAAGUUGCGGUAUGAUGGGCUGUGUUAGAUGCACUGAAUCAUGUAGUCACAUGUAGUUAUAUAGAGGUUGUUUGGUUCCGAUCUGUGUUCAAACCCGGCAACUGUUUCAUUUCAUGCAGAUGGGAUGUCUGAUGAAAUGGACUGGGACCAGUUUAGGAUGGGUGUGCGUUAAUCUGCACAGCAGACGCAUCUGAGGACGCCAUUUUGUGUGACAACCGCAGAAGGAGCAAGAGAGCGUAAUAAAUGUUGUCUGUCCACGUGUUUCAUUGAGCUCCUCCUUUCAAACAAAGUGAUAAUCAAUGGUGCUGACCUUUAGAGAGAGGGAGAGUCUCUUGUGCGCUUUCUGGAAACAAUUUGAAGAACAUGUGACCACAGUCAUCCCUUCCAACUGGAACGCAAAAACACAUUUUUGUUUUGGGCUUUAAAACCCAUCACAAAGUCGGAGGUACAUGCUCGACUAUGAUGUGUUUGAUCUGUGCAAUUGGAGACAUAAUACCACCUGCUAAACCAUCAGUAGUCUUGGUUCUGGUGCAGUGUGGCAAAGCUGAAGCACGUUUUUACCUCUUAACCAAAUGCUAAGGAGGUGCCCAAUGAUGCUCCGAGACAUUUGCGACAUUUACAUAAAGCAUCAACAGUUUUUUCAUGCGUGUUUGAGUGAAAUGGCUAAAAACCUCCAGAGGCGCAACCACACUCUAGAUAAAGAAAAGUUUUUGGAGAGUUUUCGUUUUCUGCACUGAUGAUUUAAUGGAGCCGAGUAGUGAGCAACUGAGCAGGUUCCUUUAUUGAUGUUCUUGUGAUACACUGUAUAUGUUUUACUUUAUCAUUGCUUUAAAUUAAAAGCUCAAUAGACAUAUAGAAACAGUGGUUAAGGUAACGAGCGUCACAUGAAGAGUUGACAUUGAAGUGAUAUGAUUGGUUGUUUUAAGUCACCAGUGAGCUUUGUCGAUGAAGAACAAGCAGCCGCAUAUUCAACAAAAUAUUUUGUUCUGCCAUGAAGACGAGAACUUUAAAUCAGUCGCACUCUCAUGCUAUAAUCUAAAACAGGAAAUUGACUGUUUUUGGGUAAAAUAUAUAAAUAUAUAUAUACACACACACACACAUGAAUGUGUAUGUAUAUAUAUAUAUACAUGUAAAUGCAUAUGUGUAUGAAUGUAUAUGUAUAUAUAAGUAUAUAUGUGUAUAUAUGUGUACAUAUGUAUAUGUAUUUAUAUGUAAAUGUGUAUAUAUGUAUGUAUGUAUAUUCAUAUAUAUGUGUGUAUAUAUAUAUAUAUAUACGUAUAUAUGUGUGUAUAUAUCUAUACUGUAUGUAUAUGUGUAUAUAUAUGUGUGUGUAUGUGUAUAUGUAUGUAUUUAUGUAUGUCUAUAUGUGUGUAUAUUUAUAUAUAUAUACACAUAUACACACACACAUAUAUAUAUAUACCGUGCUGCUCACAGUAUCAUAACCUCACCUGUUCUAAUCCAUUCAAUGCCAGUUUGAAUGAAGGAACCAAUUCGUGGGUGUCUGACAAAACUGGCAGCCUUAAAAGCUUCUUAAUUUAUUGCAGUGGUUUUCACACAACUUUUUAAUUUCUUUUUUUUUUUUUUUUUUUACAAGCGGUUAUUUAAAUUGAAAUAAGUGCAUAUCAAGAAAAAAAUCAUUGUAAAUAUUGUCGUGUGUAGUGUUUUAGAAAAUCUACAAGGUCUUGAAUUUACUACAGAUGGUAGCAUAAAGAACAAGGAUUUGGAGUGGGUUGGCUGGUACCAGGUGCCAUUUAAGUGCUAAAGUGAAGCUUACACAGCGACAUCAAUGUUUUUACAUCACUGCUUUACAGCACACCCUUGUUUCAAACACAAGAAAUGGAAUUAUUCCCCCCAAAAUUGGGAUUCCUCUCACAUUUGCUGCUGAUUCUGCAUGUAAGUGGCCUCCCUGCUCUUGAAAUGCUGGAGUCGAAAACUUAUAGACUUAUCAUGGCAGAGGUGGGCACCCGCCCUGAUCAAGGCCGGUGUCCUCCUAAGUUGUGUUUUACAGUCGGAGUGUAGAUGAGUGAGCUGCACUAAAAGGUAGCGGGGUGUUUGCCAUUACCACCAUGUGCUUUUAAUGCGAUGAUAAAUACUGGCACCUAAACUAACACAAUCUGCUCCAAAGUCUACACUGAUUUUCUUUUUGAGGAAUUUGAACCAAUGAAAAAUUAGGAACAGACCACUAAAUAUGGAAUAUAUUGUCCCGCAUUGUAUAGAGGGGCAUGCUCUAUGAAUUGGUCACUAAAAAAAACACAUGUCAAAACUUGAUGUCAGCCUUACGUGGAUCUGUUUGUGUAUUGACAUAUUUCUCUUUUGAUUAUUGAAAUUUGUAUGAUGGGGGUUUUCUUUUAUACCAUCAUUGUUAUUGUCAAAGUACACCAAUAAAAAGAAACUUGUAAAGA
Messenger RNA from Nerophis ophidion (straightnose pipefish), 6329 nucleotides. It is a transcript of the gene b4galt5, whose product is annotated as UDP-Gal:betaGlcNAc beta 1,4- galactosyltransferase, polypeptide 5. Bases 877 to 2025 code for a protein of 382 amino acids. Gene Ontology annotation, molecular function: UDP-galactose:glucosylceramide beta-1,4-galactosyltransferase activity. The record is from RefSeq and is a predicted model, not a curated record. The transcript is spliced from 9 exons. Lineage: Eukaryota; Metazoa; Chordata; Actinopteri; Syngnathiformes; Syngnathidae. Gene Ontology annotation, biological process: carbohydrate metabolic process; glycoprotein biosynthetic process.